GAAUCGAGUCACAGCUCUAGUGUGACAUUUAUGUGUGUGUGUGUGUGUUGUGUCGUAUGUGAGAAAGUGACGAAUUAGUUUUCAUCAAAUGGAAAAUAAUUUAGUUUGAAAGCACGUAUAAAUUUCAAUAGGAGAGCAAAAAAAAAACAAAAAAACAACAAACACUUGCAAAUCUAUAACAAUAAUUUAAGGAAAAGCAUAACUAGCGCUAAACAACAACAACAAAAAACAAUCAAAGAUGGCCGAAGGCGGUAGUAAACGCAUCAACGUGGUAGUUAAAACGCCAAAGGACAAGAAAACUGUUGAAGUCGAUGAAGAUUCUGGAAUAAAAGAUUUUAAAAUUUUGGUGGCACAAAAAUUCGAAUCGGAACCGGAACAAUUGGUUUUGAUAUUUGCGGGUAAAAUUAUGAAAGACACGGACACACUGAAAAUGCAUAACAUCAAGGAUAAUCUAACGGUGCAUUUGGUCAUAAAAGCGCCCACCCGCAACAAUGAGACUCCGGCCCGGGCUCCGGCGGAUGUACGCCAGACGCCGUUUGGCUUGAAUCAAUUUGGCGGCUUGGCGGGAAUGGAGGCAUUGGGCGCUGGCUCAAAUACAUUUAUGGAUUUGCAGGCGCGCAUGCAAAAUGAACUAUUAAAUAAUGGCGAUAUGUUGAGAUCCUUGAUGGAUAAUCCUCUAGUGCAACAGAUGAUGAAUAAUCCGGAGACGAUGCGACAAUUGAUUACAUCGAAUCCACAGAUGCAGGAUUUAAUGCAACGUAAUCCGGAGAUAUCGCAUAUGCUGAACAAUCCGGAUUUGUUACGGCAGACCAUGGAGUUGGCCCGGAAUCCGUCCAUGUUGCAGGAAUUGAUGCGUUCCCAUGAUCGUGCCAUGUCCAAUUUGGAAUCGGUUCCGGGUGGUUAUAGCGCCUUGCAGCGCAUUUAUCGUGAUAUACAGGAGCCGAUGAUGAAUGCGGCCACGGAGUCAUUUGGCCGGAAUCCCUUUGCCGGACUGGUAGAGGGAGGAGGUGGUGCAAAUAAUGGUACGGCCGGAGUGAAUCCACAGCAGGGACAGGAGAAUCGCAAUCCAUUGCCAAAUCCCUGGGGUGGUACGGGUAAUCGCACUGGUUCCGGUUCGGGUUCGGGUUCCGGUUCGCUGUCACAGUCCAACAAUCGGGGCGGAGAUCAGCCACCAAAUAACGUACUCAAUACGCCGGCAAUGCGCAGUUUACUGCAACAAAUGGCCGACAAUCCGGCUUUAAUGCAGAAUCUGCUGAAUGCGCCGUAUACGCGCUCUAUGAUGGAGUCCAUGUCACAGGAUCCGGAUAUGGCGUCACGGCUCCUGAGCUCCAGUCCGUUGCUAUCAAAUAAUCCGCAAUUGCAGGAUCAGGUGCGACAGAUGAUGCCCCAGUUUAUGAAUCAAAUGCAGAAUCCGGAUGUGAUGAAUAUGUUGACCAAUCCGGAGGCGAUCAAUGCCAUCCUACAGAUCCAACAGGGUAUGGAACAGCUGCGCAGUGCUGCACCAAAUCUGGUGGGAACAUUAGGUAUACCGCCACCACCACCCGGCAUUAAUCCGACGGCGACUGGCGGCGAUUCAGCCGGAUCCGGUGAUGGUGGCAUUCAUGUGAAUAGCGCUAACAACUCGUCACCAGCGACGGCCCAAAAUGCGGUGAAUGCGGGAGGAGUGGGAGUGGGAGGAGGAGCUGCACCCAAUUUGGCGCCUGGCGGUGGUCCGAAUGCGCAGCUAUUCAAUGAUUUCAUGAUGCGCAUGCUCAACGGCAUGUCCAACAAUGCGGACUCAACGCAGCCGCCCGAGGUGCGCUAUCAGUCGCAGCUGGAGCAACUGGCCAACAUGGGAUUUGCCAAUCGUGAGGCCAAUUUGCAGGCGCUGAUUGCCACAUUUGGAGACAUCAAUGCAGCCGUUGAGCGUUUGCUGUCGCUGAAUCAGUUAUCUCUGAGUUAACACUGUUAAGGCCACGAAAAACGCCUCUCAUCGUAACACGCCAAACAACAAAACCAACGCAAAUAAUGUCUAUAUAUAUAUGUAUAUAUAUAUUAUAUGUAUAUAUAUAUAUAUGUGUGUGUGUAUAUGUA
Messenger RNA from Drosophila innubila, 2073 nucleotides. RefSeq names its product ubiquilin-1 (gene Ubqn). The record is from RefSeq and is a predicted model, not a curated record. Gene Ontology annotation, biological process: ubiquitin-dependent protein catabolic process. NCBI's taxonomy places the organism in Eukaryota, Metazoa, Arthropoda, Insecta, Diptera, Drosophilidae. Gene Ontology annotation, molecular function: polyubiquitin modification-dependent protein binding. Gene Ontology annotation, cellular component: cytosol. The transcript has 4 exons. The coding region runs from base 239 to 1942 and encodes 567 amino acids.